CGUCCUCGUCUCUUUCCUGCUGCCUGGCCGGGCAAUUGCUGCUGGCGCCGGGCUGCGUGUUCGGCGCUGAGCAGGAGCAGCACCAUGAUCGCGUCCCCGCCGGGGCCCGCCUCGCCGCUGCCUGCUCCUGGGCCGCUCCUGCCUCCUGCUCGCGCUCCUGCUCGCGCUCCUCCUCGGGCUGCUCCUCCUCCUCCUCCUCGGGCGCCGGGAGCAUGAAGCGGCAGAACGUGCGGACGCUGGCCCUGAUCCUGUGCACCUUCACCUACCUGCUGGUGGGCGCCGCCGUGUUCGACGCGCUCGAGUCCGAGGCCGAGACGGCGGAGCGGCGGAGGCUGGUGCUGCGCCAGGAGGAGCUCCGCGCCAAGUACAACCUCUCCGAGGCCAACUACUGCGAGCUCGAGGGCGUCGUGCUCCGACUCAAGCCCCACAAGGCCGGCGUCCAGUGGAAGUUCGCCGGCUCCUUCUACUUCGCCAUCACCGUCAUCACCACCAUCGGGUACGGCCACGCGGCCCCCAGCACCGAUGGCGGCAAGGUCUUCUGCAUGUUCUACGCCCUCCUGGGCAUCCCUCUCACCCUGGUCAUGUUCCAGAGCCUGGGCGAGCGGAUCAACACCUUCGUGAGGUACCUCCUCCACCGGAUCAAGAAGUGCCUUGGCAUGCGGCGGCCGGAGGUCUCCAUGGCCAACAUGGUGACCAUCGGCUUCUUCUCCUGCCUCAGCACCCUCUGCAUCGGGGCCGCGGCGUUCUCCUACUAUGAGAACUGGACCUUCUUCCAGGCCUACUACUACUGCUUCAUCACCCUCACCACCAUCGGCUUCGGGGACUACGUGGCCCUCCAGAAGGAGCAGGCCCUGCAGACCAAGCCCCAGUACGUGGCCUUCAGCUUCAUCUACAUCCUGACCGGGCUGACCGUCAUCGGGGCCUUCCUCAACCUGGUGGUGCUGCGCUUCAUGACCAUGAACGCCGAGGACGAGAAGCGGGACGCCGAGCACCGGGCCCUGCUCACCCACAACGGCCAGGCCAGCAGCAUCCACACCACAGACACCACCGCGUCCUCGACCGCCGCCGCACUGGGGGGCAUCGGGAGCUCCAGCAUGGGCUGCGGGGGCGGCGGGGGGCGGGGAGGCCUGCGCAAUGUCUAUGCCGAGGUCCUCCACUUCCAGUCCAUGUGCUCCUGCCUUUGGUACAAGAGCCGGGAGAAGCUGCAGUACUCCAUCCCCAUGAUUAUCCCCAGAGACCUCUCCACCUCGGACACCUGCAUGGAGCAGAGCCAUUCGUCCCCGGGGCAUUACCCGGAGACGCCCUCCAACCGAUGCUUCUGCAACGCCCGGCGCUCGGCCAUCAGCUCCGUCUCCACGGGGCUCCACAGCCUCUCCGCCUUCCAGGGACUCAUGAAGCGACGGAGCUCCGUGUAGCGGAAGAGGAACCACCUCUAGCAGCCCUCGAAAGCGGGGAAGGAGCUCCGUCCCUUUUACGUCAAGGGGAAAGAAAGAUAGAAGGAAGGGAGGAAGCCACAGGAGACGGUGGGAAGAACACAGAACAGGGCCGCGUUUGUACUGAUAACAUAUCGAUAAAGAGGAACAAGGGAUGGGUUGGUGGCCGUACAGAGGGGGAAAGAUGAUGGCCAAAGCCAUGAGUGGGUUCAGCUCUGUCCCCUUGCACUUUGGUAAGGAAGAGGAGGGAGAAAUGGGAGGUAGGUCCUCCAGAUGGUCAGCGUUGGGCUGAGAUGCCCAUUUGGGGCAAUGGACCUAUUUUUUCGUUUUUACAGCAACUCCACUAUCAAUGAAACUUGAAAACAAUCCAUUUUUGCACCCUCGCAGGGGCGUUGUUGGGGUGUCGGUGGGCUCGAUUCAAACCUCAGUGGAAGUGGGCUAUUCUUCCAGUUCUUCAGAUCCUGGCCAUUUCAGCGGCUUCUCCUUUUUUGUCGCUGGACGUAGGCGAAAGUUGUGCAUUGGCCAAGAGCUGGGAACUCGUCUCCGGCUCUAGAAAAGACUGGCUUCAGCGACAGGAUGGUCACUCAGCGAAAAUGCUGCCUUCUAUGCAUUGUGGUCCACUUGUAAACAAUACUCAUCAACCUCCCAUAAGGGUCCCUUUUUGAUUGCUCCCCCCUAUGUUUGUGUGAAUGUGUAUUUAUGCAACCGAGGGGCACUUGGCUUAUGCUCCACCACCAAAAUAGUUGCACAGGGUAUGUCCACACUUCGAUAGCAACCACAAAUCCCAUUGUAUGGAUCCCAAAAAAUCUGUGGCCAGCCCUUCCUGCUCCGCUUUCCAUUCUGCUUCUUCCCAACAGAGUUGUGGAUCUUGGGAAGUGGGUUUCCUUGAAGAAUGGUCCAAAGGUACAUGGCUAGCAUUGUCAAACUUGGUCCUCCAGAUGUUUUGGACUUCAACUCCCACCAUUCCUAACAGCCUCAGGCCCUUUCCUUUCCCCCUCCGCCACUUAAGCAGACACUGACUACAAAAUGGAGUCCUGAGUCUGAACGUGCUCAGCACAAUCACAUGUCUAUGACCCUCCCAGCUUAAGCGGCUGAGGGGGGAAAGGAAGGGGCCUGAGGCUGUUAGGAAUGGUGGGAUUUGAAGUCCAAAACACCUAUAGGGCCCAAGCUUGCCCAUGCCUGAUUUACACUGUCGGACGAAGGCAGUUUGGCACCACAUUCACUGCCGUCGCUCAAGGAUAUGUAAUCCUGGGAGUUGUAGUUCAGUUGUACCUUGCAAAACUAUAACCUUCAUGGUUCCACAGUACCAAGUCGUGGAAGUUGAAGUGGUGCCAAACUGCAUCAAUUCUACGGCGUAGAUGCAGACCUAGGGGGUGGCAGGUUUGGAAAGGCGAAGACAGGGCAAAAAUAUAGUUUUGGGAGAAAAAAUGUGGGCACUUGAAGCCCCCCAUUCAAAGUCUGACGCCUUCAUUUCCCAAACCUCAAAUUUGCAAGUUCCAGUUGAGUAUUUGGAGUGAUAGAGUUCCAGCAUCCAAAGCGGGCAACAGGCAGAAGUACAGAUACAAGGAAUGUUUGAGUGUUUGAGACAUGAAUGAAUUUCAGCUCCUCACUUUUCCACAGUCUUUGUAUUUGGAGAGUGAUCUGUCUGCACUGUUAAAUGAAUGUGGUUUGAUCCCACUUUAACUGCUAUGUUUUUGCCACCAAUUAGUGCUGGGAACUCACCAAACGACAACUUCCAGGAUUCCACGGCAUUGAGACUUGGUGUUUACAGUGGUGCCGAACUGCGUUCAUUCAAUAUCAUAUGAGGGUUGAAUGAAAAGUAAUGCCUCCACCUUCGUAACUCCUCAACAGAUGGCAGUCCUGGUCUGCGGCAGGUACUGGCUUGUUCAGCAGACUGUCCUCUACACUUCCAUUUGGUGGGAAGUCUUAGCAUUGAAUGGUUGUGUUGUUAAAGUGCGAAGUAUGGAACCCUGCGCAGACGGAGAAGCCUUAGCAUUGACCGGUUGUGUUGUUAAAGUGCAAAGUAUGAAACCCUGCGCACACAGUCACUCAAUGCGACUUGAGCAACAUGCAAUCACUGAAUUCUUGACAGCAGAAGGUGUCACCCCAAAGGAGAUUCAUCAGAGGAUGCAAGCUGUGUAUGGCGAUUGUGUUGAUGUGAGCACUGUGCGUUGUUGGGCGAGUAAGUUUAAAGAUGUCGAGGUGGAAACAUCUGACUUGCAUGACAAACAAAGAGUUGGAUGUCCUGUGACAGCAACCACCGAGUUUCACAAGCAAAAAGAAUUCAAUGACUGCACGUUGCUUACGUCGUAUUGACCGACUGUCUGCGCAGGGUUCCAUACUUCGCACUUUAACAACACAACCAUUCAAUGCUAAGGCUUCCCCAUCUGCACAGGGUUCCAUACUUCGUGCUUUAACAACACAACCGUUCAAUGCUAAGGCCUCCCCGUCUGUGCAGGGUUCCAUACUUCAUGCUUUAACAACACAAACGUUCAAUGCUAAGGCCUCCCCAUCUGCGCAGGGUUCCAUACUUCAUGCUUUAACAACACAACCGUUCAAUGCUAAGGCUUCCCUGUCUGUGCAGGGUUCCAUACUUUGCACGUUAACAACACAACCGUUCAAUGCUAAGGCUUCCUUGUCUGCGCUGGGUUCCAUACUUCGUGCUUUAACAACACAAACGUUCAAUACUAAGGCUUCCCCAUCUGCACAGGGUUCCAUACUUCAUGCUUUAACAACACAAACGUUCAAUGCUAAGGCCUCCCCAUCUGCGCAGGGUUCCAUACUUCAUGCUUUAACAACACAACCGUUCAAUGCUAAGGCUUCCCUGUCUGUGCAGGGUUCCAUACUUUGCACGUUAACAACACAACCGUUCAAUGCUAAGGCUUCCUUGUCUGCGCUGGGUUCCAUACUUCGUGCUUUAACAACACAACCGUUCAAUGCUAAGGCUUCCCCGUCUACGCAGGGUUCCAUACUUUGCACGUUAACAACACAACCGUUCAAUGCUAAGGCUUCCUUGUCUGCGCUGGGUUCCAUACUUCAUGCUUUAACAACACAACCGUUCAAUGAAAAGGCUUCCCAUUAAAUGGGACUGUAGAGGAGAGUCUACUGAACAAGCCAGGACCUGCCGCAGACCAGGACUGCUAUCUGUUACGGAGUUACGAAGGUGGAGGCAUUACUUUUCAUUCAACCCAUUGGUUCAUAUUCUGCCCUGGGACCCUCCAAAACUGGGGGAAAGAAUGGGAGAAAUAGGACAGAAUUCCCUAUGUGUUUUGUGUGUUUUUCCCAUCGCUGCUCCUGCAGGCAGGCUUUCAGGAGAGAUCAUUCCCCAAGGAAAAUGCAAACAGCUUUGAAGAGCCGCAUGUAGCCAUUUGCAGACCCUCUUUUUCACCUUGGAUUUAAGCAAAAGCUUUCUGACUUGCUUAGGCUGUUCUGUUUGUUUUCAAAAGCCGUGGCGUCUAUGCAAACCAGCGGGAGAUUCUCAACUCCAGGCCAAGCUGAUCCAGAAAGAAGGUUUGCUUCUCCAGAACCCUUGGCAACCUAUCUCCCCGUCUCUUUCUUUAGCUCCUUUGGACAAGGAAAAUGUAUUGAGAGAUUGCAUUAUUUUGCUGCUGUAAUUCUCAGGCUUUUUAAACAAUGAUACCCAAGUUGACAUUUCUGUUGACUCUUUUCUGGCAAUUCCCGGCUCCAGCUGCGACAUUUCAGUCCCAGCCCUUGGUGUGUUUCUAUUACAUCCAGAGACGUAUCAAAACUAUUCUCUACUUUUCUCUUCCUGUCCUUUCUCAUUAAAAAAAGGUGUUUUUUGAGCCACAGUUAAUCAAUGCAAUAGUGUAACUUUUGCACUAUAUGUAUAAAAAGAAUAAUUCAGAAAAGUGAAGGAAGUGCCCUUGGAAUUAUAGGAUUGUCUCAGCAAACCAUGAUUAUUUUAAUGCUGAUGAAAGAAAUUGCCAUAAAUAGCUUCCCAACUUGGAUGGGAAGCCAACCAUGAAAUCCCAGGCGCUAAAGGCUCUAUUGCAAGGAAGGAAGGAAAGGAAAAAAAUUAUUUCAAGAAUCUUCCUAAGAAAACACUAUUAAAUCCAUGGGGUCACCAUAAAUUGAUAGGCAACUUGUAGGAACACACACACAAUAUAGCACAGAGUCUCAAUGCUCUAAAGGCACCAGAUCCAGUUUGAUCUUGGAAGCUAAGCAGGGUCAGCCAUGGCUGGUGCUUGGAUGGGAGUCCACCAAUGAAUCCCAAGCACUUUGAGUGAUAUUUCAGAGGAAGAAAGUGGCAAAAAGCACUUCUGAAAUAUCAAUUAUCUUAAUAAAAAAACAAACAAACCAUGGGGUCACCAUAUAUCUGCAGCCAACUUGAAGGCAUGGAAACACAAUUGGACCUUAACUUCCAGACCAUAGAGAAAGUAUUUUGGGAGUGACCACCACAAAAGAAGGCCCUUCCCCAAACCCAGAAGGAUUGCCAAGAAAUACCAGGUUCUUUAGGCAUUAUUUACAGUAUUAUUAUUAUUUACAGUAUUUAUAUUCCACCCUUCUCACCCCGAAGGGGACUCAGGGCGGAUCACACUAUAUACACAUAGGGCAAACAUUCAACGCCCAUAUACACAUAGAACCAAGACAGAGACAGAGGCAAUUUAACCUUCUCCUGAGGGGAUGUUCGAUUCUGGCCACAGGGGGGAGCAGCUGCUUCAUCAUCCACUCUGACCGCACUUCCUCAUUCCAGGUCGUAAAUUAGUUAAAUUUGCCUCCCCACUUUUUAUAAGUGGUACCUUAUUUCCUACUUGAUAGGUGCAACUAUCUUUCAUGUUGCUGGGUCAGCAACGAGCAGGGGCUAUAUUUUAUUUUUAAUUGACGGGUGCUCACCCUGCCACGAGCUGGCCUCGAACUCAUGACCUCAUGUUCAGAGUGAUUUACUGCAGCAGGCUGCUCACCAGCCUGCGCUACAGCCCGGCCCCAAAUUCAGAGAACUGGCAAACCCACCAGAGAAAACCCUGUGAAAUUCAUGGAGUUGCCAUAAGUCAACAGGUGACAAGAUGGUAAAGAUACGAGGUCAGACCUUGGUCCCUUUUCCCCAAACGCUGCAGGAUAGAACUUCCAGAGCAGUUCGUUUUGGACUGUCAUCCCCAUAAAUGGCUGGAACGACAGUCAUGGAAUCAUAGGGUCGGAAGAGACCACAUGGACCAUCCAGUCCAACCACCUUCUGCCUUCGUGCAGGAAAAGCUCAAGCAAGGCACCCCAACAGAUGGUCACCUUCCUGGGUUUGUUUGCAGAACCUUCCAACGUUGUCAAAGGGAGGUGACACAACCUGGGUGAACCCACAGUCUGGAAGUGAGUCAGCUGCCUUUUGCAACACUGGAAGAUUCAGCAAACGACCAUGCAAGAAGGUUGUUGGGUUGUGUAAAUUGGCUCCCAGGCUCAACAAAGGAUUGGGGUGGUCAUCCAAAAAGGGGUCAUUUUCAUGGAUACACAAGGCAAGGACGUGGGAAGGCAAAGGAGGCCUUCAGGGCAGGUCCCUCCUCCCUCCUCCCUCCCUCCCCACCUGGCUCCUAACCUGGUUUUUCUCCCGAAUUCCUCCCUAAUUAGUUUAUUUAUUUAUUUAUUUACAGUAUUUAUAUUCCGCCCUUCUCACCCCAAAGGGGACUCAGGGCGGAUUACAAUGAACACAUAUAUGGCAAACAUUCAAUGCCAACAGACAAACAACAUUCAGUUUUUUUAGACAGACACAGAGGCAUUUAACAUCUUUCCAGCUUCUUUCCAGCUUCACGCUUCCGGCCACAGGGGGAGCUGUUGGCUGCUUUUUUCUCCUCAAUCCUUUGCUUUCUGGCUUUCUAGUUUGCCUACCUACCUGUUUUCUCUUCCUUCUCUUUCUGGUCAGCUGGCCUUCCUUCCUUCCUUCCUUCCUUCCUUCCUUCCUUCCUUCCUUCCUUCCUUCCUUCCUUCCUUCCUUCCUUCCUUCCUUCCUUCCUUCAUUGGCUGCCUGCCUCCCAUUCUGACUAACUGGCUUUUCUCCCUCCUGCACUCCUUAGCUUGGCCUUUCUUCUUGCUUUCCCUCCCUCCCCUCCCUCCCUCCCUUUCUCUCUUCUUUACUUCUUUACCAUCCACCCAUCUGUCUCCCUCCCUUUUUCUCCUUAGUCCUUUAUUUCCUUCCUUCCUAGCUACCUAUUUUCUCUCCCUAUUUCCUGCCUUCUUCUUCUGAUCAGGUGCCUUCCUUCAUCCCUUCCUUCCUUCCUUCCUUGGUUGCCUGCCUGUCUGUUUUGCCUGCCUCCUUCCUUUCCCUUCAGGCUAGCAGCUUUUAUUCUUCUAUUCUCCUUCUCCAUUUCUUCUUGGCCAGAUGGUUGGCUCCCUCCCUCCCUCCCUUCAAUUUUUUCUCCCUAUUUCCUUCCUUCUUUUUUCCGAUGUCUGUGUGCCUGCCUUCCCUCCCUCCUUCCUUCCUUCCUUCCUUCCUUCCUUCCUUCCUUCCUUCCUUCCUUCCUUCCUUCCUUCCUUCCUUCCUUCUUUUCUUCCUUCCAGAUUGGCUGUCUGCCUGCUUUGCACACCUCCUUCCUUUCCCUUCAGGCUAGCUUCUUCCAUUCUUCUUUUCUCCUUACUCCUUCCUGUCUUCUUGGCCAAAUGGCUGGCUGGCUGGCUUCCUACUUUCCUUCCUUCUCUCCUUCCUUCUUUCUUUCCUCCCUCCCUUCCUUCUUUCCUUCCUGCCUUCCUACCUUCCUUCUUUUUUUCCUUCUUGCCUCCCUUUUCCAUUCCUUCCUACUUUCCUCCCUCCCUCCCUCCCUCCCUCCCUCCCUCCCUUCCUUCCUUCCCUCCUUCCUUAUUUCCUUCUUAACUUCCUCCCCCCUCCCUUCCUAUUUUCCUUCCUUCCUUCUUUCCUUCGUAACUUCCUACCUCCCUCCCUUCUUUCUUUCCUUCCUGCCUUCCUACCUUCCUUCUUUUCUUCUUUUCUUCCUUCUUGCCUUCCUUUUCUGUUCCUUCCUUCCUUCCUUCCUUCCUUCUUAACUACCUACCUCCCUCCCUUCUUUCCUUCCUUCCUGCCUUCCUACCUUCCUACCUUCCUUCUUUUCUUCCUUUCCUCCUUCUUGCCUUCCUUUUCUGUUCCUUCCUACUUUCCUUCCUUCUUAACUUCCUACCUCCCUCCCUCCCUCCCUUCUUUCCUUCCUACCUUCCUACCUUCUGUCUUUUCUUCCUUCCUUCCUUCCUUCCUUCCUUCCUUCCUUCCUUCCUUCCUUCCUUCCUUCCUUCCUUAUUUCCUUCUUAACUUCCUCCCUCCCUCCUUCCCUUCCGCCCUUCCUUGGUUUCCUAGCUGUUUUCCUUUCCUCCCUUCUCAUUCUGGCUAGCUGUCCCACUCCUCUUUCCAGUCCAACUAGCUCUCCUCCAUCUCCCUCCCUCCCUCCCUCCCUCCCUCCUUCCUUCCUUCCUUCCUUCCUUCCUUCCUUCCUUCCUUCCUUCCUUCCUUCCUUCCUUCCUUCCUUCCUUCCUUCCUUCCCUCCUCCCUCCUUCCCUGGAUCCCUCUCCCUUGACUCCUCUCUCCUGACCUUCCUGACCCCUGUCUUGAGGCCUAUCUCAGGACCAGGCAUGUUGGGGGGGGGGGGGGCUUGAGGGGCUUCAGCCUUACGAGAAGGCCUUACAUUUAUUUAUUUACUUACAGCAUUUAUAUUCCGCCCUUCUUUCUCACCCCGAAGGGGACUCAGGGCGGAUCACAUUACACAUAUAGGCAAACAUUCAAUGCCUUUUAACAUAGAACAAGGACAAGACAAACAUAGGCUCCGAGCAGCCUCAAACUCAUGACCUCCUGGUCAGAGUGAUUCAUUGCAUUGAUUCAUUGCAUCUGCUCUCCAGCCUGCGCCACAGCCCGAGCCCAGUUUAUUAUUUAAACUGUGAUGUUUAUUCCUAUCAUGAUCUGAUCCCGAUGCUGAAUCUAUCCCGUAUGCCCGAUGGGGUUCUUGGGAUAACGAUGCAAAAGGUUUGCUAGGGGAGACCCUCUCUCGCUCAGACUCAGACAGAGAAGAGAGCUGAUGGAGGGAGAAAUCCCCAUUUGCUGAGCUGCCUGGCUCCAAACAGGCUUGCGCAUCAGUGAGCAAAUUAGGCUAAGACGGUCUUAGGCUAAAGCUUCCUCCCUUCCUGCUGCCCAUGUGACCCCGGCGGCAGCGGCGUGGCGGCGGUGGCAACCCGCGUGGCAUCACGUAGGCAGAGGAGGGAAGCCUUUGGGGGGCACGGCUUGGGCCUUGGAGGGGGUCAGGCCUGGCGAGCCCAGAGGUGGCCUUGGCAGGAGCUUCUUUGCAAGCCCACUUGAAAGGAAUGUGCACAAGGAGGCAUCUCUGCACAGCUCAGACAACGACGACACACUCUUUGAUCUGCCCAUUUUGACAAAGCUUUCAUGGCUGCUGGGAAGAGGAAAUUAGGCCAGGCAAGCAAGGAGCAUAUUGCUGUCCUCUGUGUGAGUCGGCUCCGGGCUGUCAAUCACCGCCUGGCCCAGUUAGUAAGCCAUCCUGGCUUGCAAAUGGAGGAAUGAUGUGCUCAGCGAUGUGCUUGCCUCCCAGUACAGAUGGAAGAAGGGAAUGGAUCUUUUCAGAUAGCCUUUAUCAGCUUUCAUGGCCGGAAUCAUUGGAUUGCUGUGCAUUUUCAGGGCUGUAUGGCCAUGUUCCAGAAGCAUUCUUUCCUGACAUUUCACCCACAUCUCUGGGAGGUUGAAGGGUUGAGGAUGCCUGCCAUAGAUGUGGGCAAAACGUCAGGAGAGAAUGCUUCUGGGACGUGCUUUCAUGGCCAGAAUCACUGGGUUUCUGUGAUUUUUUCCAGGCUGUAUGGCCAUGUUCCAGAAGCAUUCUCUCCUGACGUUUCGCCCACAUCUCUGGCAGGCAUUCUGGGAGGUUGAAGGGUUGAGGAUGCCUGCCAUAGAUGUGGGCGAAACGUCAGGAGAGAAUGCUUCUGGGACGUGCUUUCAUGGCCAGAAUCACUGGGUUUCUGUGCAUUUUAAGGGCUGUAUGGCCAUGUUCCAAAAUCAAUCUCUCCUGACCUUUCGCCAACAUCUCUGGCAGGCAUCCUGGGAGGUUGAAGUGUUUAGGAUGCCUGCCAUAGAUGUGGGUGAAACGUCAGGAGAGAAUGCUUCUGGAAUGUGCUUUCAUGGCCAGAAUCACUGGGUUUCUGUGAUUUUUUUCCAGGCUGUAUGGCCAUGUUCCAGAAGCAUUUUCUCCUGACAUUUCACCCACAUCUCUGGCAGGCAUCCUGGGAGGUUGAAGGGUUGAGGAUGCCUGCCAUAUUUAGGCUUUAUUUAUUUAGGCUUUUCCUUAAUCUCUCCUUAUUAUCAAAAAUUUUCACUUAUCCAACGCUUUUAUUUUUCAGUGAUUGGCUUGAGGGGGGGGGGGGGGAGGUGCUAAAAUUCUGUUCGCCUAUACUUGAAAAUUACCUUGGGCCGGCCCUGAUGAGACCAGAUUGGGACGGAGAGCUCAUCAACCAGAAGACAGGAUCUGCAUGACUUUCACAGGUCAGGGCAGGCAUGAGCCAACUUCAGCCUCCCAGGUGGUGGAGCUGGACUGGAUGGCCGUUAGGUUCCCUUCCAACUCUAUGAUUCUCGUAUUCUGUUCAUGAAUCACAACCCUUGCAAUCUCCAUCGCUUGCUACUCACAGCCUUAGGAGUUUGGAGAAAACAAAUGCAGCAAGGCAACACACCCAUCCGACAAUUGACCAUGCUUUCUCAUGCAAUGUCUCAUAAACUCCUGUGAGGCAAUAAGAUUUGGGACCAUUAUCUUGCACAUCAAUCCAGUGCAAGUAGAGGAAGGAAAAAGUGGGAUUUCCACAACUCAAUGCAAAUGUGGCACCCAUUCCGGUUGUGCAAGGAAUCCAGUCCAGGUUUUGGAGCUCCCCAAAGUGCUGCAAGUGCUUUCAAAGGGAAGGUUCAGCACCUGGGACAGCUCUGCAAAGCCCUCAUUAAAACCUGGACUGGAUUCACUACCCGGAGUUGUAUCCCAGAGCAGGAACACCUCUGUAUUCAACCACCACACCAGUCCAGUAAAUCAGCAAAUAGUUUAGUGAAGAAUAUACAAAAGGCAAAGCAAUAAAAAUGGUUUAGUCCAAAGAUAUGAAACAGUCCAUUAACUCCAAGGUACAAAGGUAGAAUUCAAAAACCAGGAAUGCAAAAUAUCCAGAUAAACAAGGCAGCAUAAAAUCCUAUACAUAGAACUCCAGAACAAUCCUUAAAACUUGGAAAACAAGAACUAGGUUAGCUGAAAAUAUAAAAUUAGAAUUGGCUAAGGCUUAAUGCAAGAUGUUUCCUAGACUACAACGUUGCCCAGACUGAUCUAAAAUCUUUUCCCUGUCUCAUAUAAAGCUUUUCCUGACUCAUAGACUGUCAUGAAAUCGUUUUGUUUACCUUUACAACUAGAUAAGGCUCUCUUAGCUAGCAAGCACCAUCAUCGUCAGCAGGCUUGAGAACUCUCCUGAAGGGUUGUUGUGUGUUUUCCGGGCUGUAUGGCCAUGUUCCAGAAGCAUUCUCUCCUGAUGUUUCACCCACAUCUAUGUCAGGCAUCCACAUCGAUGCUUGCCAUAGAUGUGGGCAAAACGUCAGGAGAGAAUACUUCUGGAACAUGGCCAUACAGCCCGGAAAACAUACAACAGCCCUGUGAUCCUGGCCAUGAAAGCCUUCAACAACACUCUCCUGAAGGUUAUGGAAGCUCUGCCUCCUAUCUCCUGGCUCAUUACCCUCGUCACCUGGCAAUUCAUCUUCAGAACUCCCCUAGAGAAAGGCUGCUUUUGUGUCCCCUUUAGGAAUGUGGCCUUCAGAAACUACAGGAGAAACAAAACACUGAUUUUCAGGACUUAAAAUCUCAUGCUGGAGCACAGGCUCAGCAAUGCCAUCAUCCACAGUGACAUCAGAAACAAUCAUUGGCUGAAUUACAACACCGGGAUUGCAUGGACCUUGUAUCAUUAUUAAUGCGGUUUGAUGAUGCCACUUCAUGCUGUGGAAUCGUGGGAGUUGUAGUUUAGUGAGGUGACAAUCCUCUUUGGUAGAGAAGGCAAUAGACCUUGUAGAACUACAACUCCCAGGAUUCCAUAGCAUUGACACGUGGUGUGAAACUGCAUUAAUUCUACAGUAUGUUGGAGCUUUAGCUCUGCAACUGUUCUUUCCUCUCACUUUUAUUUCUUCUGCAACCUGUUUGUUCAGAGGAUCUAUUUUUGCUGGAUUCCCAAAGUGCAACGGGACACUAAAGCGGUUUCGCCAAGGCCGAGCGGAGAUCUUUUUUAAAAACUCACCUGUUUCUAAUACUUGACAAGCUGUACAUAAUGUUAGAUAUAUGGGGUUUUAAAGAAAAAGCUAUUUAUUCUCGACGAUGCUCUCUCUCUACACACUGCGUAAAUAAAGCACCGGAGGGGAAUUUGCUUCCAGUUUUUUCCACCCGUAGCAAAAUAAUAAAAAGCAACAGGGGCGUGCCGUACGCUCUUAGGCAAACCUCCUGUCUUUCUCAUGCCAAAGCAUCUUUGUACUGCUCUUUUGACUUUCAUUUUAGAAACAAAAUAAAGUCUGGAUUCAA
Molecule: messenger RNA, 12940 nt
Organism: Anolis carolinensis (green anole)
Lineage: Eukaryota; Metazoa; Chordata; Lepidosauria; Squamata; Anolidae
Gene: kcnk3
Product: potassium two pore domain channel subfamily K member 3
Exons: 2
Coding region: 213-1415 (400 amino acids)
Biological process (GO): potassium ion transmembrane transport; stabilization of membrane potential
Cellular component (GO): plasma membrane
Molecular function (GO): open rectifier potassium channel activity; potassium ion leak channel activity; outward rectifier potassium channel activity
Source: RefSeq, a predicted model, not a curated record